Molecule: messenger RNA, 2332 nt
Organism: Cuscuta epithymum
Lineage: Eukaryota; Viridiplantae; Streptophyta; Magnoliopsida; Solanales; Convolvulaceae
Source: the annotation of a GenBank genome assembly
CCUGGUUUAAACUUCUCAUUGAAAAAAUUACACGGUUACUUAGAUAAUAAAUAAAUAAAGUAAUUAGAGUAUAUUUUAAUAAAUUUAUUUGAUGAGUAUAUAACAUAAUGAGAUUGCUGAUGAUGACAGAUAUUAUAGAUGUACUCUGUAUUUUUUUAAUAUUUAAUGAUUUAUUUGUUAUUUAAUAGUCUUAAUUAUUUUCUAAAAUAGAAAUGAAAAGUAGGAAUAUUGCUAUGUAUUGAAAAGUGUACCUUACAAUCUUACAUGCUCUCCUUUCGAUCUGCUCCAAUUCAUAUGAACUCUCAAGGACUGUUUAGGUGCAAACACGAUUUUAAUGUUUUUAAAGUGUUUAUCUACAAUUCAAACGUGGAUUGACCCUUUCCCAGACAAGAAUUAAAACCAACUUAUAUGAGCACCUGUGCCCUAAGUUCAUUUAUUACAAUUCCUGUGGAGUGUGGUUACCUCGAGUUUAAUGACAGAUCAAAUAUGUAAACUUUAAGGAGAUGAUGAUGCCACAUGGGGUAGGCGGGUAGUCCAUAAUUAUUUCAAAGAUAUUUUAGAGCUUGACAUAGAAUUGAUUCACAUUCAAUUAGUUUUUACUCCCUCAGUUAUUGUGAAAAGGUUCGUAAAAUUAAUUUUGUUGUGAAUAGUAAUCAACUUUGAUCAAUAUAUUUUUCAAAAUAAAAUUGUUUUGAAUGUGAAAAUUAUAUUACAUAUGCCUUUAUUCAAAAUAUUUUCAUUAAAGUAUAAAAUUUAUAAAUUAUAUACAAAUAUAAUUAUUAAAAUCAUUGUAUUAAGUUUGCCAUCAUUGACAAAAAAUGUCAAUAUGACAAUUCUUCAAGACAGAGGUAGUAUUUGUUACGCAUAAAAUAUCACAAUUAGGAGGUGUUUGGAUUUUAUUUAUUAAAAUUGUUUCUGCUCCUUCAGAGAGAAGAAACAUAUAGUGAGGUGUUUGAGUGAAAGUGCAAAAGUACUUUUAGAUGCUCCAAAUUGAUCUUAGAGACACUUUUUAGGAGCUGAAGUCUGAAGGAGACCAGUUUCUGAAAAAUUGAUUCUGAUUCUGCUAAUGUUUUUGAAAAAGAAGCAGAGCAGAAUCAAUUUCAGAGACUCUUUCACAUAUGAGUGAACAAAUAAAUCAAUAAAUACAUAGAAAUAAUUAAGCCAAAUUCUUAUAUAUGUAAUAAAACAAUUAAAAUGAUCAUAUAAUUUUGAAUGAAAAAAAUGUGAUUAUUUAGUCAAUUCAUUAUUGGCACUGUGUAACUUUAAUGCCACCCACCCCUGGGAAUUAGCUAGGAUUAAGGCGAUUGAUGAAAAACAAACAACCAUUCUCAUUAGUAUUAAUUGUCUUCUGCUGACUCAGCACCUCCUUUAGCCAUAUGCACAGUUUUGCAUACCACCAAUUGCAGAGAAACCUCAAUCUUUGUUAAUUAUUUGAACUCUGAGAGAUGGAAGAAGCAAUUCCCUACACACGUAGUGAUCAUGUAGAGGAAGAAGACUGCAUAGACAUGGAAGUACUACCCUCAGAUUCCGCCAUUUUCAGCUCUUCCUCUCACCCCGCCAUAGACUUUGAGUUCCAGAUGCUCUCCAUAACCUCUUCUGAAAGGUACACCCCAUCAACUUCUCCUGCAGAUGAGCUCUUCUGCAAAGGAAAACUCCUCCCCCUUCACCUCCCACCCCGUCUACAAAUGCUCCGCAAACUUCUCGAAAACACGAACACCUUUUCUCCUUUCAAUUCUUGCCAUGUUAGCACGGAACCAAUUCGUCCUGACACAGAAGAAGGCAUCAACGAGGAGGCUUCAAAAGGGGGGUCAUUUAGUUCAAAGGUGAAAGCUUCCCGUGCUUAUUUUAAGUCACUGUUUAGCAAAAGUUCAUCUGCUCUAACCGGGAAGAGUUUAGAGAAAGGAGAUAAUGGUUCAGGAUAUGAAGAAAGUGGUCGCAGAAGAAGGUCUUUUUCAGGUGCUUCUAAAAGGUUAUUGUCGCCAACAAAAGUUUCUUCUCAAAGGUUUUCGAUAACCUCAGAUGAUUCAAACGGAUACCCAGAGAAGCCGCUCUUCAGGAGAAGCAGCAGUGGCAGAUAUUCCUGGGAUAGAGAAGAUUCAAUCCAGGAAGCAAUAGAUUAUUGUAAAAGAUCUCAGCAUUGAAGAACAGAUAUAUGACUGCACUGUAGAUAUGCCAGCUAUGCUCCAUAUCAGAAGUUAUUGCUCUUAUAUAUGAAGAAUAAUAAAGACCUGCAAGAACUCUACAAGGUGGGGUGGGGUAUAAAGUAUUCUAAAUCUGUUUCUUUUAUGGAGGAGAGAAACGACUCAAGGAAUUGAAACUUCUUAGAUAAAUG